This is a messenger RNA of Phragmites australis (common reed), 713 nucleotides long. Its product is annotated as copper-transporting ATPase PAA1, chloroplastic-like. Bases 145 to 369 code for a protein of 74 amino acids. Lineage: Eukaryota; Viridiplantae; Streptophyta; Magnoliopsida; Poales; Poaceae. The record is from RefSeq and is a predicted model, not a curated record. The transcript has 4 exons. Gene Ontology annotation, molecular function: metal ion binding.
UGUCCUGCUGUCCCGCGGUGGCGGCGAGUAUGCCGGCGUUGGCUCCUCGGUCUCCGCCGCCGCAGCGUCGGGGGAUACGGCUGAAUCAGGCUCCGAGGCUAUCCUGCUCAGUGUCCAGGUCUGGCAUGCUCUUCUUUGCAGGGGAUGAUGUGCGACGGGUGCGCCGCAAGCGUGAAGAGGAUUUUGGAGAGCCAACCUGAGGUUACUUCUGCUACUGUUGGUUUUAAGGAAGCAAGUGCAGUCGUAUGGACAACAGCUGAGGCCAAGGCUUCAGAAGAUUGGCAGAAGCAAUGUGGAGAGAAACUUGCUAAGCACCUUGGCACCUGUGGAUUUCAGUCUCACCUGCAAGAGCAAGGUGAAGCCAAAUAAAGCUGAUUCUGAAUAUAAAUGGUGUUGUCCGAUGAAGUUUACCGUCCGAGUUCACCUGAAUGAGCACAUGGUUCAUUUUCUACCAGCAUCUCUGUUGGCGGAAAGUUCUGCUACCCCAAAUUACAGCGUUCCUGCGCAUGCCUUGGUGCUAGUGUGCUAGCAUAAUAGAUUCCUUUUUCAUGGGCUUUAGCUAGAUCAAUUGGAAAGCAUUCACUGAAGUACUAUGCUAAGAUACUAGGUCGUUGUUCCAAGCCAAGGGGUUUGCUUAACUCCUUUCUUCUCUCCUAUGUACUCGUCACUGUUAUGAAUAUAUAAGUACAAUCGUGUUUUUGCAUAGCUCAUCA